CACAUUUUUAGGCAGUCCGUAUGACCAACGUUCGCUUAACUAGUUUAAGUUAGCUGGCUAACAUUGAUAGCUAGUAAAGUUAGCAAGCAAUGCCAGAAAUGAAAGACGAAGUGGGACAGAUAUUUUUAGACACAGCUAACUGGCUAAUAUUAAAUUCGAGCCAGGGAACUGACACAGGAAAUGCAAUGAUGGCCCAGUCGAACCAGCCACAACAUUUAGCUAGCCUCUUCUUCGCGCCGGCAACCAGCAUAGUUAGCUAGCUAACCAAAACUUCUAGCCAUUCAGUCAGCAACCACCACAGAUGUAGUAUUUUUGACCGAUUGGCAACGGGUUGCCAGCUAGCUAACGUUAGCUAGCUACCGCAGCUAUUUAACGCCACGUCGUUAGCCAAUCAGUUAACGUUAGCUAGCCAGAUACUGGUAUGUUCAUAUUGUUAGGCUAGCACCGUUAGCCAGCUAGAUAACGCUACUAGUUACAAAAAAUAACGCUACUAGUUAGCUAGCUAAUGACAUUACGUUAGCUAACGCCGGUUUGUUUGAACUAGCCAGUAACGUCGUUAGCUAAUAACUGGCAUGACGUUACCACAACUGAAAAGCAAGCCAAAGCUGUCCUUGGACCUGAUGUGAUGGAAGAUUGCCCUGAAUGUUCAAAAUAGCUUGUUGAAACGCUUUAGGAAAUGGACAGAAGAAUAGAAGGAAAGCUUAGGAUCAGCCAGAAAGAGAAAGUGUCCAGUAAUAACACUACACAGUCGCCAUUGAAGACGGGCGUCGUGAUCCAGGACGACUCCCCACACGCUGCGCCCCCGCCCCAGAUCCGCAUUCUGAAGCGGCCCUCCAGUAACGGGUCGUUAGGGUCGCCCCAGGGCCAGAACCGGCCCGUGCCACAGGUCAAGUCCCUGGCCCAGCGGGAGGCAGAGUACGCUGAGGCCAGGAAGAGAAUACUGGGCAGUGCCAGCCCUGAAGAGUCGCCUCAGGAAAAGCCCAACACAGACCGACCAGGGCGUACAAAUUCUACCACACCUCCAGAGGACCGGUCAAACAAUCAUGCUGUCCGCCAACCAGCAGGCCCCGACGGCACUCAAGGCUUCUGCCAAAACAGAUAAGUGGAAGAGGGGCAAUCCUGCUAUCGGGAGAGAUGGCGAGGAAGAUGAAAUGUCUGGGCUCCAGGGGGUAUCACAGGGUUUUAAAAACCAUUUCCUUCUAUUCCAUGGUAUGGGAUCAGCUGUGAAUCGGAAUGCAAAUGUCCUCCCCUCUCAUGGCUCCCACUGGUAAUGUGUGGGAUGGAUUAGAGGCUCUGUAGGAAGCAUGCUUUCUCCCCCUCUCCAUCCCACCCCCACUGUUUAACACUGUGAUAAAGGACAUCUUCUGCCUACUGUGAUGAUCCCUUUAAGUACCCCACCCUACACCCACGUUGUCCAAGGAGUCCUCUCCUUCUCUCGUCAUGGGAAACCUAUGGGGCUAUUGCUUCUGUGGCUAAUUUGGUCAUCAGCCAUGGACACUUCCAUAUGGAAAUACUGAGAGCAGAGGAUGCUUAACAGAAGAGUAGUGACCGAAGCAAAGCAAAAUGAGGGAUGGUAGUACAGUGCCUUCAAAAGUAUUCAUACCACCUGACUUAUUCCACAUUUUGUAUUAAAUAUAAUUUUUUCUCAUCUGUCUACACAUGAUACCCGAUAAUGACAAAGUGAAAACAUGUCAUUUCAUAAGUAUUGAAUGAAAUAUCUAAUUUACAUCAGUAUUCACACCCCUGAGUCAAUACUUUGUGGAAGCACCUUUGGCAGCGAUUACAGCUGUGUCUUUUUGCGUAAGUCUCUAAAAGCUUUCCGCACCUGGGUUGUGCAACAUUUGCCCAUUUUAUUAUUUUCAAAAUUCUUCAAGCUCUGUCAUUGCUAGACAACCAUUUUCAGGUCUUGUCGUAGAUUUCAAUUGUAACUUGGCCACUCAGGAGCAUUCACUGUCUUCUUGGUAAGCAACUUCAGUGUAGAUUUGGCCUUAUUUUAGGUUAUUGUCCUGCUGAAAGGUGAAUUAAUCUCUGUGUCUGGUGGAAAGCAGACAACCAGGUUUUCCUCUGGGAUUUUGCCUGUACUUAGCUCAAUUCCAUACAUUUUUUGUUGUUGUUAUCCUAUAAAACUCCCCAGACGUUAACAAUUACAAGCAUACCAUCGUAUGAUGCUUGAGAAUAUGGGGAAUGCUACUCAAUAAUGUAUUGGAUUUUUCCAAACAUAACUUUGUCCUGAAUCAAAAGUAUUAAUUGUUUUUUAAAAUUCUGUACAGGUUUCCUUUUCACUCUCAAUUAGGUUAGUAUUGUGGAGUAACUACAGUGUUGUUGAUCCAUCCUCAAUUUUCUCCUAUCAGAGCCAUUAUACUCAGUAACUGUUUUAAAGUCACAAUUGGCAUCAUGGUGAAAUUCCUGAGCGGGUUUCUUCCUCUCUGGCAACUGAGUUAGGAAGGCUGUCAAGUCUUUUUGUAGAGACUGGGUGUAUUGAUACACCAUCCGAAGUGUAAUUAACUUCACCAUGCUCAAAGGGAUAUUUAAUGUCUGCUUUUUUUUGACCCAUCUACCAAUGGGUAGCAUUCUUUGCAAGGCAUUGGAAAACCUUGGUCUUUGGUUGAAUCUGUGUUUGAAAUUCACUGAUCAACUGCGGGGACCUCACAGAUAAUUGUAUGUGGGGUACAGAGAUGAGGUAGUCAUUCAAAUAUCAUGUUAAACACUUAUUGCACACAGUGAGUCCAUGCAACUUAUGUGAGUUGUUUAGCAAAUUUCUACUCCUGAACUUAUUUAGGCCUGCCUUAAAGGGGUUGAAUACUUAUUGACUGACUCAACAUUUCAGCUUUUCAUUAUUACAUAACAUAAUUCCUAUUUGACAUUAUGGGGUAUUGUCUGUGUGUAGGCCAGUGGCAAAUCUAAAUUUUAAAUGUAGCUUCUAACACAACAAAAUGUGGGGAAAAGUCGAGGGGUGUGAAUACUUUUUGAAGGCACUAUACCUAUUACCAGCUUCACCCAGCAAUAAUGCUAGAGAUACCAUUCAAUUCCCCCUUACUCCACAGCCCUCAUCUCAUGUUUUUUGUUGUCAAUGUUCCACUUAUAUUUGGAUUAUUGAUGAUCAAAUCUGUACAUUGCCAUUAGUUUUCAAUGGAGGGUGAUGUGUGGAAGUUGAGUUCUGAUAACUUCUGUUUACGGUUGUCUUUUUUAAAAUUUAGCUUUUUCUGGCGUCUGUCCUGAUUUCUAUUUAAAAUAUUUAAAUAAAACAGUACAACAAGACAAAUGGAGAUCAAAUUGUGGAUUUUGGUCCUUUUUGUUUAAUAUUUUCUGUAUUUUUGUAUGAUGAGACUGUAGUGAUGUCAGAGCAGUAUUUUAAUCAACCCCCAUUUUUAAAUUAUUCUGUUAAUAUCGGUUAGUUCAAACUCAACUGUAGAGGAGGUGCUGGCAGGACUUGGGGGGGGGGGGGUCAUGGGAAAUAAAUGUACUGCUGUACCCUUUACUGCCCCUCCAUAUCUACUGUCAACUGUAUGUUCAUUUCUUCUAAUGUACUUCACUGAAGUAGUAACUCAGGUGCUGAUGAGAGACAGUCUUUGACAUUUCAAUCUUAAGGAGGGAUUGAGUGCAAAAAAAAGGUGAUGUUCAUAAUAAUACCUGAGUUAGCACCUACUUUCAAAACUGAUAAUGCUGCACCGAUGUGUUCAACAAAUGUAUGUUUGUAAUGAAAGGAAUCUGAGUCAGUCCAAGUCUGCCAGGUGGUUAGCCUAUGGCCCCUUCAGUAUGCCAUGGUAUUUGAAUGGAGGAAUAUCACUACGCUACUCCAAAGAACCCAGUGGAGUCCAGGGCCCUCUAUAGCAGCCAUGUUACUGCUUCAGAUAGAAAUGUGCAAAAUGGACACUGGUAGUCACUUAACUAUGAACCAUUCAUCUGGAGUGUUCGGUUACAUUGCUUCCGCACUGACUUAAGUUUUCACCUGAUGUCAUAUUAGUGAGGAGGUUUUGGUUGUGUAAACUGAAUAUGCUAAAGGUUAAACCCUGGAUACUGUUAAGGGAUUCCUGAAAGUCUGUCUGCACCAACCCAACUAGCGGGGGGAGGCAGAGGAUCAACAUGGUUUGUGAAGCUCUGAGUGAGAACACAAAAAGGCCUGUAAAUAUUGAUUGAAUAAAAAUGAUUUGUAAAAUAA
This is a messenger RNA of Oncorhynchus nerka (sockeye salmon), 4159 nucleotides long. Its product is annotated as SUZ domain-containing protein 1-like. Lineage: Eukaryota; Metazoa; Chordata; Actinopteri; Salmoniformes; Salmonidae. The transcript has 4 exons. Bases 677 to 1102 code for a protein of 141 amino acids. The record is from RefSeq and is a predicted model, not a curated record.